UAUCAUCACGUAUUAUCACGUAUUACAGGAAUCAAUGGGAGAUGCCAAAUCCAUGUCUCAUUCUCGCCUGACCCUGUUUGAAACGAAAUGUCAAGCUUGUGGCAAUUUCAGGCAACACAUGAGUAAUACGCUAACCAUGGGUUAAAAAAUGUAACAAGCUGCACGCGGGAGGAUUUGCUCAAUGGCCCGAAGAACCAGCUGGGCACUGCUUCUUUGUUGUUUUUCAAAUAAAUGGCUGGGGGAUGCUGGGGGUUUUGAUGAAUGUUCUCCUUUCCUGAAUUCCACAAGGCCUUGAAUGGCUUGCAAUCUGAUCCCAUUGCAUGCAAAUAAGAGAUAGCCAGCGUGCUAAGCACGUGCUGGUCUUGUAGAUUCAGAAUUAGCUGCCAGCUUUGGUUGAUGAUUCAUGAUGAUUCCGCACACCUGCAAACACUAAGAGUGCGUGCGGCCGUUUGCGGAGCUUGUUUACUUUCAUCACAUCUCCGGAAUUAGUGAUGUUGUAUUUCGAUAGAGUGGUACACAAUCCAUUGUGUGCCCUGCGAACAAUGUCGUCAAGUGUCGAAAACAAGCGCUUGCAAAGUCCCAGUGCAACUGGAGGCUGCGGCUAUGGGUUGACUCCUGUCAUGGCAACUCCAAGAACCUUCACGAACUUAGGCAGUUUGUGGAGGUACUUGCCGCGAAUUCACACAAAACCAGAGCUCUUGGAGGAGAUGUCCAAAGAGGGUGUUGAAGCAGUCGUGCUGCUGGCACGGCACAAUGCAUGUGAUCAAUGCAGCGUGGCUGAGAAAACCUUCGCUGCUGCUGCAAAAGAGAUUCAACGUGUUGCGAAGACCACGAAGGUGAAGAAGAUGGACCGUCUACGACGCAGCCUAACCUUGCGCGUUGUGGACCUGAAAGCGGCACGCCAACUAAGACGGCAUUUGCAAGGCCAUGGACCCGGUUUAAAGUGCGCCCCGACGCCACGAGAGUGUCGCUACUACGUCUUCUCACAAGCAGGAGGUUUGGCGCCUGUCCCCAUUCGUGGCGGUCACGAUGAGGCGGUCUUGCUGGAGAACCUGAAGCUCAUUGCGCGCCCACAGUUUUUUGAGGUCAGCGGACCCUUGGAGCCACGGUCUUCUACGCGUAGCCGGGUGGUUCUGCGCAACGAUGCCUCAGAAACCGAAAGGCAAGCAGCGCAUCAGCAGCGGUUGAGGCUUGACGUUGGCGUGGCCAAGGCUGAAGCCCAUGAUUUGUUGGGCCUUGCCCAGCCACGGGCUCUGGCAUGGCGCGGGGGUGAGGAAGAGCUCAGAUACUUCGAUGGUGGAAACUUCACCGUGUGGCUACAAAAUGUGGCAUUGCCCUGUGUGGGAGAUGUCAAAAGCUUUACAGACGAAGAGCCUUACGAGGAUUUGUCUCUACCCAUAGCUCGACUUUAUUUGGAUGGCGGCCAGUUGGAUAUCAUCGCCAAAAAGGUGUUGUGCCGCCUCUCUGGCGACUUCUUUGGACAGAUGACCUUCAUGGCCAAAAAUGCUUCGCAAGGCUCCAGCGAUUGGCGUCAGCAUGGCCUACCGCCAGGAAACUUCCCAGCAGUUGCUGCAGCCAGUGGUCCAGCUUUCAACGCCUCGAAGUUUGCCUUCUUGGAAAUGCCCAAGAAGCAGUCUGAGGACUUCUGGAAAAGUGCACAUGGAGUCCUUUCCGAUUUCUUCAAGGCAGUACUUGCAGGGAGGCUUGAACCGUCUAAAAUGAGCGAAAAUCCUAUUGAAGAUGACGAGGAGCCUCCGGUGGGAAGCGUGCGAAAGCUGGUUGGCAGGCGUUGCCGAGAAGUGGUGGAGGAGAGUCCCUCUGAAGUUCUGAUAGAGGGUUUUGAUGAGUGGCGCCGAGACCAUCCCAGACGGACCUUGCAGCUGGAUCUCCUUUCGCCAAUGUUAGCGGAAUGGAAUAUCACCGUCUACAGGUUGGACUUUGGUGCCAAUGAGUGUCCGUCGGACGUCCUGAGAAGCAUCUCUGCGGGAUAUUCUGGCUACUUCUUCGCGCACGCACACGCAAGGCAGGGCCAUUUCCAAUCAUUCAAUCAUCAUCAAUCAUCCAGGUUUGGAUGA
Messenger RNA from Cladocopium goreaui, 2075 nucleotides. The record is from the annotation of a GenBank genome assembly. Lineage: Eukaryota; Dinophyceae; Suessiales; Symbiodiniaceae.